Molecule: messenger RNA, 4565 nt
Organism: Alligator sinensis (Chinese alligator)
Lineage: Eukaryota; Metazoa; Chordata; Crocodylia; Alligatoridae
Exons: 9
Coding region: 345-2012 (555 amino acids)
Source: RefSeq, a predicted model, not a curated record
AGAACAGCCCCCUGGCUGCUGCUGCUGCUGCCGCUGAGAGCGUUUUAGUUUCCUCUAAGGAAAGACUCCAUAGUUCUGGAAAGUGGGAAGGGAAAAUAGACAUCGCUCCGUGGGCUGCUUCUCUCCCCCUUCUUUCUUCCGAGAGAGCCUGCCACAGUGAUAAGAUGAGAAAGCUGGGAGCCAAGGAGCAUUUGAUUUAAAGCAAACAGUGAUAGCCCUAAGGACAGCAAGGGGCGUUGACCACUGGAAGAAUGGCUCUGCCACACUCAAAUCCUCCUACCUGUCAGUGACUGGACGGAGAUUUGCAGGACACGUCUCCAUUUGGAUGGCAAUUGAAUGUCUCCAUGAUGUUCAGCUGGCACAAGACAUUCACCGUUGGAGCUUUGUGGAGAAGAGGAGGAGAGCUGCAUAUGACUGCAUGGAAUAAACUAUGUUGCCCUUGUGACUGUCAGUGUGCUUUUGCUUUAGCAGGCAAGAAGAGCCCUCCCUCUGAGGACAAAGUCGUGCUAACUCACAUGAAGAUGCUAAGCAAUGAAGGGAGUCAGGAUCUGGAGUCUGCUGCAGCUCCAGAUUGUGCAGAAGAAUCCAGGCUUCCCCAGGUCAACAUCCAGGGAAACCUUGAUGUUACAGACACUCCAGCAAAUCCAGAUUACACAGCUACCCUGUCUGAUCUCAGCACAUUGGAGACCCAGUGCCGGCUUCACAGAUUCUCCAAAUUUGAAUCUGAGGACUCCGGGGUUGAGUUGCCAAGUGGGGCUAAUUCUCCAUCCACACCAAAGGGCUCUGAGAAGAGUUUUGUGCUUCACAGCAGAGACUCCUCUUGUGACUCUGGAGUGCUCAGUGCCUCUUCCUCUCCAGAAAUUGACCACAUUAUAAUGAGAACAUGUCAAGACCCUGAAGAAGCUAACCAGCAUGCUCCAGAGAGCAAAAAGCAAGUGGAGCACUACAGCCAGGUGAUAGACUCUAUGCAGAUUCCUGCAUCUUCCUUGGAAGAUUUCAGCAAUUGUCAGAAGGGAGAAAGUCCUGAUCAACUUUUUGGCCAAAGCAAAGGGCAGUCUUUAGAAGAGGAACCCAGCAACGAGACAGACCUCCCCAUUCAUGACACUCCUCCAACUGUGCCUCCCAUGGAAGAGCAAAAGACCACCACUAGCCAUUACAAAGAGACCUUUGGCAGCAUGCAGGAUCUUCAAAUUCAUGGAAAUCAACUUAAGAAAUAUCCCACGAGUGACAGUCUGGAUGAGUACAUGGAUGAGUGCUGUCGAUUAAGUGAGGUGAAUCAAGGGAACACCAAGGUGCUUGGCUCUGGCCUGGGGUAUCUGGAACACAUCUGUCAGCUCAUCGAGAAAAUUGGACAACUACAGGAGCACAACCUCCGGCUCCAAAAACAAGUGUGCAGCUUGCAGAAAGAGCAGAAGAUGCACCAGAUAAAGGAGGAGUAUUUUCUGCAGCACUGCUCCUGUGGAGCUGCCAGCAUCUUGCUCAAUUCGUACCAGGAGGUGAAGAAACUUUUUACUGGGAGGAGCAGACCACAUAGUCUCUUGGUUCAGAAUGGAAACCACUCCGAUCUUUCAAUCAUUCCAGAAAUAGCAGUCCACAGUGAAAAGCUGAGCAACUACAGAGGAAGUGACAGACACCUGGAAUCUGGAAACAGUCAGCUGGUGACUGGGCUCAGGAAAUCAUCAAGUAAACGGAGUAGAGAGGAGAAUGAGUUCAGAGAUUCUUAUAAUGUAACUGAUGUACAAGCAUUAAAAGACCAAGCUAUGAAAAAGGGUUCUGAUGUCAGCAAGGCCAUCUCAGGUGAAGGCCAUGCUUGGGGCAGAGUGAGGGAUCUCAUGAAGAAGACGAGGCUGCGGAACCAGAGCAAAUUGGAGCUGUCUUCAGCUGCUCUGAAAAGGUCCUGCCCACAGCUCUACAGGCCAGAUAUUAUGUCUUCAGAUCUGAGGAAGACAGAAAGGAACUCUAUGAUAGUGCUGGGGCACAGCACAAAGAAUGAAAACAUCUGGCCUCUCUGAUAAUCUGGAUGGAAUGGAACAAGAGAAGAACAUUACUAGACCCUAAACCACAAGACCUGGGAUGCACCUAUAUUUUCCAGGCUGUGUCAUGGAAGGAAGAGGAAGAGUAGAAAGUAGGGAGGUAGAGAAAGGUUUGUUGAAGAGUGGCAUGUUUGGCUCUGUAUGGCUUUGCUCUCCAAUCUAGAGUGUGCUUAAAAACAAAGCUACAUAUCACAAGCAUAAUUACUGGUCACAGCAACAGGAAUAACAGGUAUGCUUAGCAUUUGGUGUGAAACCUCUUUUCUGGGCUAUGGACAGAUAUUUGUGUGCUGCUACUUGUUCUGUGUCCUUGUUCUCUGAAGUUUUUCUCCAGUGGAAACAGUCUUGAGCUUACAAAAAUUCCAUAGACUCUUUGCAUAUGGUAGAAGUUGCUGGUUGUGGGGUGUCAGGCUCAAGGGAGUUUUACAUUUCCAGCUGCGUACAUACCUAAACCACAUUCACAUUCUGAAACAGUCAUUGUCCAUCUGUGAUUGGCAAGGAAACGUUAAUGAAACCCAAGCAAUCACUGAGUCUCUGAAAGCUAAGAUUUUCUAAAACUAUAUUCAAAUCAAUGAUUAAGACCCAAUCCAGUACAUGCAACCCACUUUAUCUCAGUGAAGCCCCAGUAAAUUCAGCAGAUCUCCAGGUAGACAGGCGAUUACACCAAUACUGAGGUCACUGAGGCCCAAAAGACACUUAAAUAAGCAGCCUUAUCUUCAAGUUUUGAGGGAACACUCACAAUGAUCCUUGAUUACUUAGGCACCCAUGGUUUUGAAAAGCCAGGUGACCUGUUUUCUCUUGGGAGCCAAACUCAGGUCCUCAUUUAAAACAAAAAAGUUCUGGGCAGUCUGAGUCAAAGAUUUUGGCUUUAUGGGACUACUUGCUUGUUCAAGUGCCAGGUGCCAAAGGUUUUGGGACAGGCUCACACACUGGACAGAUUAGCUAAACCCCACGCCCUCUUGGAUUGAGCACAGGUUUAGAGCUCUUCCCAAAAGAACUGGGAAGCCAGGAGUGGAAAAGAAAGUCAAUAAGAUAGACAUGUCUUUUACAAGUCACUUCUGUUUCCUUCUAGGGGCUAUACUCCUUCCACUCUGUUCAUUACCUUAGAGUUCUUAGACCAUACACAGCUGGACUGUUGCCAAUCAUCCAAUGUCCACCAUUGAACAGUCUUAAGAGACAGUCAGACCAUAGUGAGAAGGGUCCCAGGGAAGCCAUGGCUACAGUAGCAUUCCAGCAAACAUACAACUUUUGGUGCAAGGGGUCAUGCAUGUGGGGUAGAAGUUUAGAAAACUAGUUUCUGUUUAUUGCACGUUGCAACAUUAGAAUCAUGUUGCAGAGCUACUUAUCAAGCAAGCCUCAAAGUUAAAGGAUCUCAGAUAGGAAUUUAAAGAUCUGACCUGCUCUAGAACUCCGAGAGGUUGAUAAACCAACAGAGCCGAGCAAAUUUCAGAAGAUUCAGAAUUAGAAUAAGUAUCCAAAAGCUUAACUGAUUUGCCUUUACUUAUCUAGAACUUCUAGAUCCAUAGAACUAGGAAGUCUCUAAAUGACAGAAUCUCUUGUGUGACUUCAUGUAAUUCUGCCUAUUUGCACAGCUGAAAAUGGAAACAAGGAGAGCUAGCCAAACUCCAGCUCAGAUAAGGUUCAGAUUUAGAGCAUGUGAACGAGUUGUUGGGGAGGUAGAGAAAACAAGCUAUUAAAUCCAGGUGGUUUGUCUGGGUUUAGAAGCCAAAGAUACAGAUCUGGAUCCAAAUUUACUUGCAGCUGGGGGGGAGGGGAGGCAGUGAUUUCAGUCCACCUUUCAUUCAGAACAUGCAAAAACAUGCUGGAAGACAUUUGGCUUGAAUUGUGUUCAUGCAUGACAUAAUCCAAGGAGGAACCGCCAUUUAAAAAAAAUCAAAGUCUGUUUAGACACAUAGACCAAAACAUGUAAAAGAUUCCAAAAAUGACCUUUAAUUUGUGUGGCCAACUAAAGACAGCCUGGGCCUGAUUUUCAAGUUAAAAUGUCCAAAAGCUAGUUUUACAGAAGUGUUUAUGCUUAGAACUUACUUAAAAAUCAGGUCUUUGGUGUUCCAAUCUGACCACCCCCAAAACAGCAGUUACAACAUAUUUCAGUUGUGCUGUCUCUGUCACCAGUCUAGGUUUCUGUUCCUCACUGUAUAUCUUUCCAGCUUCACCCAAAAGCUGCAGAGAUUUAAAGCAUGAUUAUUCUGUGAAUAGUCGGUAUUUCUUCAUAAGCACGUAAGCCAAAACUUGCAUUGAGAUACAUCCUGCAUGAUCCUGCUGACUUCAUGGGAUGUGAAUCAGUGCUGGAUAAGGCCCGAAGUGCUCUAGAUGGGAGUCAAAAUCCCAGUUCAUAACACUUACCUUCACAUUUAUGUAAUUUGUUUUAUAAAGCAAAUUAUUCCUUUUUUGUAUUAUGACAUUAUAUUAAAUGUACUCAUAUUUUAGAAAUCUAUUUAUAACAUGCACCAUACUGUAUAUUUGCCCACAUGUGGAUUUAUUGUAUUACAUGUGUAACAAGCUUAAUAAAAGCAU